This is a messenger RNA of Gongylonema pulchrum, 453 nucleotides long. Lineage: Eukaryota; Metazoa; Nematoda; Chromadorea; Rhabditida; Gongylonematidae. The record is from the annotation of a GenBank genome assembly.
AUGACAGAAUUUGCGGCGCCUAUUGAUAUUGAUACUAUGUUCACCGUAUUGCAGGAAUUGCCUGGUGCUUUGAAAGGCGAAAAAUGCUCGAAAGAUGAGAACAGCCAUUGCUUGUUGCCUUCACUGAGCCAGUGUAAUGACCAGAAAUCGAUGGAUUGCAGCACACAAACCAGAACGCCGAUUUUUUAUAGAAGCUUGGUGACAGAUGUUUUUGACGGACGUCUGCGUAGCGUUAUUAAAUGCCUCACAUGUCAUCAGCUUUCAGAAACUUCCGAAACUUUCCAGGACUGGUCGUUGAGCAUUCCAACCAGGGAACAAAUGGACUAUAUUGCUUCACAUCCUGUCACGCUGGAAGAUGACGACGACGUCGACGAUAGUGCAAGUACCAGUACACAAGUAACUCUCUUACUCGUUAUUAACAACAUACCUGAACUCGUAGUGUUCCAUUUUUAG